Messenger RNA from Rotaria socialis, 1662 nucleotides. The record is from the annotation of a GenBank genome assembly. Lineage: Eukaryota; Metazoa; Rotifera; Eurotatoria; Philodinida; Philodinidae.
AUGGAUAUCAUCGAGAAACGAAAUAUUUUCAAUACUAGAUUAGAAGAAUACAUUAAUAAAUUAGAUAUUAAAAAAAGAGACAAAUACACUAUUAAAAAUAGUACAUAUGAACAAAUUAUCGAUCUACUUAAAGAAAAAAGGACAAAUGUAUCAUCUAAGUUCAAAUUCUGGUCGAAAAACACGUUCUAUCUAGUACAAAUAGGAGCUAAUGAUAUAGUAUAUACAACCAAAAAUAAAUUACCAUUGAUUACACAUGAAAACAUUUUCGAUAAAAUCACUGAAUGUCAUGUUGCCGUUGGACAUUCAGGAAGAGAUAAGACAUGGAGCGAGGUAAAAAACAAAUAUGACGGAAUACCAUUACAGUCAAUAUUAAUAUAUAUCAAUAUGUGCGACGUAUGCCAAAUACGAAGACCUAUUCCUAAACCAAUUACUGGAAAGCCAAUCGUUUCAAUUGGUUUCUUAACUCGAUUGCAAGUCGAUCUCAUUGACAUGCGGAGUGUAGCAUUCAAUGACUUCAACUUCAUCAUGCAUGUGAAAGACCACUUUACCAAAUUCAGUUGGCUUUUCCCUCUACCAUCUAAACAUGCAUCACAAGUUGCAUCAAAUUUAAGAAACAUCUUCUAUACGUUUGGUCCCCCUAAAAUAUUGCAGUCGGAUAACGGCAAAGAAUUUGUUGCCAAAAUAAUAUUGGAUUUAAAAUUAAACUGGCCUGAUUUAGUUAUCAUAAACGGUAGACCUCGCCAUCCCCAAAGUCAAGGCCUCGUUGAAAGAUCCAAUGCAGUCGUUCAAAAAAUGCUUGGAAAAUGGCUCGAAACAAAUAAAACACUUGAUUGGCCGAAUGGUUUAGGUCCUGUAAUGUUGGCGAUGAAUAAUUCCAUCUCACAAAGUACAAAGAAAACGCCGUACGAAAUGGUUUUCGGGCAAUCAAUUCGACAUGACCAUGAGUUUUGGCAUCAACUACAUGCACAGUCUUCAAAUGAGUCUGUCUUGAAUGAAGAGGAUAUACCCGAAGCGUUACUAGAUCAAUUUAACUUAAAUUACGAAAUCGAAUCGACAAAUACUGAUUGUACAUCAAGUAACGAUGGUAAUUCCUCAAACCCGGUGCUAUCAUCAACAACUCAAGUCAAUCAAAGAAUCCUAGAUCCAAGUACAACAUCGCAUAAACGUAUCAGAGAUGAAGCAGAAAAAUGCUACAUUAAUACAGCAGAACGCCAAUUGAACAAAUAUAAUCGUGGAUUGAAGAAACAAAAACUCUACCAAAUUAAUGAUAUAGUUGGACUUAAAAUAGCUGACGUUGAUCGAACGAACACAUCCGCAUCUACACUGCCUUGUAAAAUAAUUCAAAUUAUUGAAAAAGACGAUUCCUCGACCAUGUUCUAUCAAGUCGCAACGUUGGAUGGAAUCAUAAAAGAACUAUUCUUGUCAAUCGCUUUCGUUGACUUAUCUCAAACAGUAGCAGCUGAUUUGCGACAACUUAUAACUACCAAUUUACCAACUAUCACAUUUAUACAGGCUUGUCAACUUUUUACAAAUUACAAACAUCUCAACACAUGUAAGUGUUCUGGCUCCUGUGACACCAAUCGGUGUCCAUGUAAAAAAAAUGGAUCAAAGUGCUGUACAAAAUGUCAUCGUGGUAAAGUUACUUUAUGUAAAAAUAAAUGA